Molecule: messenger RNA, 1580 nt
Organism: Sabethes cyaneus
Lineage: Eukaryota; Metazoa; Arthropoda; Insecta; Diptera; Culicidae
Gene: Sas10
Product: something about silencing protein 10
Exons: 1
Coding region: 78-1493 (471 amino acids)
Biological process (GO): maturation of SSU-rRNA from tricistronic rRNA transcript (SSU-rRNA, 5.8S rRNA, LSU-rRNA)
Cellular component (GO): nucleolus; small-subunit processome
Source: RefSeq, a predicted model, not a curated record
AAAUUGUUGGUAGUGUUUUCCAUUUUAUUGUUAAAGUUUGACUAAAGUUUUGAGCAGAAUAUUACGGUACUGGUGAAAUGCCGGAUAAAAUUAGCAUCUACGAUGUCGGAGAUCGGUACGACCCGUCGGAAUCGGAAGGCGAGUACGAUGAGCGGGAACGAAAACUGCUGACGAAAAUACGGGAUCGCAAGAAAGGCAAACCUGGUCAAUACGCCGAUGGCGAAGAGGAGGUUCUGGGUUUUGAGGACGAUGACGAAGAUGAUGAUGAUGGUGAAUACGAGGACGAGGAGGAGGAAGAUGAUGAUUUUGAUGAAAUUAAAAAGUUUGAGCAUGAUAGCGACAUCGAAGAUAAGGAGGAUUUAGAUGAUCUACCAGACAGGAAAGCAUGGGGUUCAAAAGCCAGAAAUUUCUAUGGUGCUGAUUAUGUAGAUCAGGAUUACGACAGCUUAACCGCACAGGAAGAGGAAAGAGCUCGGCUGGAAGAAAUCGAAGCAAAAGAAAUCCAACAACGAUUAGCAAAGGAACUAAACGAAGCUGAUUUUUCGUUGGAUGUGUUUGUUACCGAACAUGAGACGGAGGCGGCCGUUAGCAAAUCUGCUAAAAAGAAAAAGAAAGAAAGCGCAGAAAUCAAACUGACAACUGAUUUGUCGGAUUUGAGCGAUCGUCAGAAACGGGAACUGUUCAGGAAAGAGGCCCCCGAGUUUGACGGAUUGGUAGAGGAUUUUGAAAAGAACCUACAAGAGUGCCAAGAGGUUCUGGAACCGGUGAUGAGCUAUCUUUCCGAGCGCAACAUUACCGACGAGCAUCCGUUUGUGAUGCUGUUGAAAACACGAUAUGAUUUGAGCUUAAAUUACUGCAACAACAUUAGCUUCUAUCUGCUGCUGAAAGCUAAAAAAGUCAAAAUUCAAAAUCAUCCGGUUGUCAAGCGGAUGGUUCAAAUGAAACAGUUGCUGCUUGAAUUGGAGCAGAAAUAUGAGAACUCGAUCAAGCCGCAAGUGGAAACCAUUCUUGAACACAUCGCUUCGGGUGAAGAACUGUCAAUCGAAGGUUCUAUUGAUGACCAACCGGAAGCGGAGCAACCCAAAAAGAAGAAACUAAAUAUACUGAAAGAAAUUGAAGCCAACGAAGAAUUGGAACAGAAAUCGGACAGUUACGAGUCGGAUGAAAGCAUCGAAGAUGCUCCGCAGGCGAAGAAACGUCGAACGGAGGACUCUUCGGAGGAAGAGGAACAAGAACCAGAAGAGGACCAGGAAGAAGAAUCGGCGGGUGACGCGAAGCGAAAGAUUACCUACCAGAUGGCUAAAAACAAGGGUCUUACGCCGCACAAGCGGAAGGAUGAGCGCAAUAUUCGUGUCAAGAAUCGCCGUAAGUUCCAGAAGGCACUGGUACGGCGAAAGGGAACCGUCCGGCCGGUACGGACCGAAACCACUCGAUAUGCCGGCGAGAGCAGCGGCAUUAAGGCUUACGUCAAGCGAAGCAUCAAAAUUAAGUAACCGUCUAGUAAUGGUAAUUCAUCUCUUUAUUUUCGUUACUUUUCAAGUAAUUAUCGUUCUUAAUAGAAGAAAUAUAGUGACAUGAAA